ACUCGAAAGUUUCAAAUCUGUACGUUGAGUGAAUUGUUGAGAGAGAAAUUGGUAGGAGUUUGAGAUUCAGAUCUAAGAACAAAAACCCAACAAAAGUGAGAACCAGAAAUUGAGAAUGGCGACAGUGUCUCCACUGGCUAAAUACAAGCUGGUGUUCUUGGGAGAUCAAUCGGUAGGCAAAACCAGCAUCAUCACUCGCUUCAUGUAUGAUAAAUUCGACACCACUUAUCAGGCGACCAUCGGGAUUGAUUUUUUGUCCAAAACAAUGUACCUUGAAGAUCGGACCGUUCGUUUACAGCUUUGGGAUACUGCUGGACAGGAGAGAUUUAGGAGUCUCAUACCAAGCUAUAUCAGGGAUUCUUCCGUUGCUGUAAUUGUCUAUGAUGUGGCCAAUAGGCAAUCGUUUUUGAACACCUCGAAGUGGAUUGAGGAGGUACGAACAGAACGAGGCAGUGAUGUCAUUAUCGUCCUUGUUGGAAACAAAACUGAUCUUGUUGAUAAAAGGCAAGUUUCUAUAGAGGAAGGAGAUAACAAGGCAAAAGAGGUUGGAGUAAUGUUUAUAGAAACCAGUGCAAAAGCAGGGUUCAAUAUUAAGCCUUUAUUCCGGAAAAUUGCUUCUGCCUUACCGGGGAUGGAAACGCUUUCUUCAACAAAACAAGAAGACAUGGUUGAUGUGAACCUCAAGCCCACUGUCAAUUCAUCCCAGAGUGAGCAGCAAGGAGGAGGUUGUGCAUGUUAGAGAUACUGUAUUUAAAAGAAAAAAGGAAACAAAUUGAAGCACUUUCAAUGCUGAAAUAUACCCCAAUUGAGAUCAGAAGACGAUAGGAAUGGUGAUUUUGACAGCGAGAAGAUAAUUGCAACAGAAUGGUGCUUUUUUGUUCAAUGUGCUAUCAGGUUUCAAGUUUCUUGGGGCAGAAAAUCCACAAGCUGUAAAACGGUACUUGAUGUGUUUCGUCAUAUUUGUUAAUUAUUAUUUUUUUUUUUAUGAUUUUCCUCUGAAACUUGUCCUUAAGUUUUUUUUUUUUUUGGAAAAAAUAUAUAUUACCAUAGAAGAAAACUUUUAGCUUAUCAAUUCUGUAAUUGAAGAUCUUAAUUCUUUUGUAAUUGAAGAGUCCAAUCCUCUCCUCUUCUUGCC
Molecule: messenger RNA, 1135 nt
Organism: Manihot esculenta (cassava)
Lineage: Eukaryota; Viridiplantae; Streptophyta; Magnoliopsida; Malpighiales; Euphorbiaceae
Product: ras-related protein RABH1e
Exons: 6
Coding region: 116-739 (207 amino acids)
Molecular function (GO): GTPase activity; GTP binding
Source: RefSeq, a predicted model, not a curated record